AUGGUGGCACGCGUCCUCGUGGUGCUUCUCACAUACGAUGACCCAGAGUGCGGUGGGGCGGCGGACGCGCUAGUGGAUCACCUGCAGCGCGACUGUGCCGCGCUGGCCGACAGGUGCCAGCUGUCUGUGAAGCCAAUAGCCAUUCUGCACAACGCAUCCCACCGGGACGCAUUGUAUCGUACGCUUCAGGAUCUCUUCCAGGUGAAGCCACAGGACAUCUACGUCAUGACCUUUCUUAAGGAGAACAACCCAGAGGAGUACCGCAAGGUGCGGGAGCUAUGCAACGGAGUGAAGCCUUGUCGCAUCAAGCACCAGCUACUGACGCACUUGGCGAACUACAGCGACGUUGGACUCAUCAUACGGAACCUCGUGCGUCUCGUGCUGCAUGAGAUGACGAAGGACGUGUGA
This is a messenger RNA of Trypanosoma grayi, 408 nucleotides long. RefSeq lists its product as hypothetical. The coding region runs from base 1 to 408 and encodes 135 amino acids. The transcript has a single exon. The record is from RefSeq and is a predicted model, not a curated record. NCBI's taxonomy places the organism in Eukaryota, Euglenozoa, Kinetoplastea, Trypanosomatida, Trypanosomatidae.